Lotus japonicus is the source of this 912-nucleotide messenger RNA. RefSeq lists its product as uncharacterized. The coding region runs from base 1 to 912 and encodes 303 amino acids. Gene Ontology annotation, biological process: proteolysis. The transcript has 5 exons. Gene Ontology annotation, molecular function: cysteine-type peptidase activity. The record is from RefSeq and is a predicted model, not a curated record. Lineage: Eukaryota; Viridiplantae; Streptophyta; Magnoliopsida; Fabales; Fabaceae.
AUGUUUAUUACAUCUUGUUCCUUGUGGUUGGAGUUGCCUCAUUGGCGCGUGGUUGCUAAGGGAAAAGUGUAUAACACACUUGGUGAUACAAUUCAUAACCGCCCACUUCCAAUCGGUUGUGUAAAAGUGGGUAUUGAUGCUGUGAUUGAGGAUGAUGCAGAACUACCAGUGCCCGAUGAGUAUGAUGAUUUGAUUAGCAUCCACAACGCAAUUGGUAAUUUUGUGGCGUGGCCUAUCAGCCUCAUUCAACUUGAUUGCACGAAUUGUCCAUCAUCUAAAGGGAAUGAAAUGAAGGAUAAAAGCAAGGCAAAAGAGAAUGACAAAGACAAGGUGGAAGAGAAGGAGAUUGUGAAAGAGAAGGUGAUGGAAACAAGAUGCACAAGGGAAUCUUUUGCAUCGCCAAAACAACACAAAUCUCGCAUUGGGAUAAGUGCCGAUCAACUUAACAGUUGUAACUUUCUCAACAUAUAUUCAGAAAAGGUACUUAUCGAUGGCAAAGAAAUUAAAAUACCAAUUGAUCCAAAAAUGUUUCAUGAUAUUAAUAUGGAGUAUGAGCAUAUUGGUUGUGAGGAACUCCAUCAAAUCAUUCAGCAUGGUGAAUUAGGUGCUUCAGUCGUUUGUGUUUAUAUAAGGUACUUAUUUGAUCAUUGUGUGGCUGAAAAUUUGUGUGAGAAAUUUGCCUUUUUGAGUCCUCAUCGAACGACAUAUGGGGUCAACCAUCAAAGCCAAUAUGUUUCGGAUACAAUUAUGGCAAAUGCACAAUCAAACCAAUUAUAUCUUGCACCGAUCAAUAUAGGGAGACAUUGGGUGUUGGUUGUGAUCAAUGCCACUACAGGGACCUUAUUUUACUUGGAUCCUAUACAUGGUAGUUUGAAACAAUGCAAAGUCAUGAAAGAGAUGUUUGAUAAGUAA